Molecule: messenger RNA, 1107 nt
Organism: Trichoderma virens Gv29-8
Lineage: Eukaryota; Fungi; Ascomycota; Sordariomycetes; Hypocreales; Hypocreaceae
Exons: 1
Molecular function (GO): 6-phosphogluconolactonase activity; protein binding
Source: RefSeq, a predicted model, not a curated record
GCUCCCACCGCUGAGGCCGCCUCCUCUGCUCGAGUUGUCUAUGCCAACUCCGGGCACAUCUAUCUGGCCACGUACGACGGCAGCAAGUUUACAACCACCCUCAACUCGUCCUUCAAGAACACCGAUCCCUCGUGGCUCGCCUUCGUCCCGCCAAACUCGCUCUACGCCGUCAACGACAUUGCCUCCAACACCUUCCUCUACAACAUCGACGUCAAUGGCAACACCAUCAAGCAAGUCACCAACAAGCAGGGCUCCAGUGGUGUCGUCCAUCUCGAGGUCAACAAGGCCAACACCCGCAUGCUGGGUGCCGGCUACGGCUCUGGCAAGAUCGACGUCUGGAACAUUGAAAACGGGGGCCUGACUCUCAUCAAAUCCAUCAAGUCCACCGGCCCCCUCGGCCCCAACCCGGAUCGCCAGGAUGCUCCUCACCCUCACCAGACUGUCAACGACCCCACGGGCCGUUUCUUUCUGGCCAAUGACCUUGGCACCGACUCCAUCCUGGUCAUUGACUCCCAGAAUGAUGCCUUCAACAUUGUCAACCGCUUCCCCGUCGUGCCCGCCGGUGCCGGCCCGCGUCACGGCGUCUUCUACCCCUUUGGUGCCGCCCAGGCAACCCACUACUUCCUGGUCUGCGAGAUGGGCAACGUCGUGAUCGCCUACAGAGUCACCUACACCAACGACGGCACGGGCAUGGCGUUUGAGACCACCCAGGUGCUCAACACCUUUGGUCCCAACUCCGUGGCGCCCGCCGGUGCCGGCGCUGGCGAGCUUGUGCUCUCUCCCGACAACAAGGACCUGUACUUGUCGAACCGCCUGACCGGCCAAGCGACGGAUAACAUUGCUCACAUCAAGAUCAUUGACCAGGGUGCCGGUGUCUUGAGGCUUCUUUGGAUCAACUCGGUCUCCUCAGGAGGCACUGCCCCCCGAAUGUUCAGCAUCAGCAACGAUGGCAGCUCGCUGUUUGUCACGAAUCAGAAUGGUGCUCUCGGUGUGACGGCCAUCUCUCGAAAGGCUGACGACGGUUCCCUCGACACCAACUUUCACGGCACAAUCAGCUCCGGUGCAUUUGGCUCGAGCGGCCAGGGCCCCCAGUACAUUAAGCAGAUC